This is a messenger RNA of Phytophthora nicotianae INRA-310, 1746 nucleotides long. RefSeq lists its product as hypothetical. The coding region runs from base 78 to 806 and encodes 242 amino acids. The transcript has 3 exons. Gene Ontology annotation, molecular function: nucleic acid binding. The record is from RefSeq and is a predicted model, not a curated record. Lineage: Eukaryota; Oomycota; Peronosporomycetes; Peronosporales; Peronosporaceae.
AGACCGCACCUUAUAUUGUAGCAAAAACUGCAUGAAAUUCCUCCAAGUAAUCAUCUUUGCACAUAUUAAUAAAUGCCAUGGAGAUCGACGACGCGCCAUUCGUUCCGUCCACGGAGCGCGCGCUGGACGCGUCCAACUGCGGUUACCGCUUGUUGGUGAAAAUGGGAUGGCGCUCCGGCUCCGGCUUGGGCAAGCGCGAGCAAGGCAUCGUGGAGCCCCUUAAGAUGAAAGAAAACCUCGUUUGCCUUGGUCUUGGCAAAGCGGAAGAGUACGACAAAGUAACACAGUUGGCCACAAGCGAACGUCGUAAAAUGGACACAGAAGUGGAGGAGACAGCAGAGCAAACCGCUGUUCGGGAGGCCAAAGGAGCGAAGGAAGAGCAGAUCAAAGCACUGGUCAAGAACAUGCAGGCUGCGUUCUAUUGUGCUGAUUGUCGGAAACAGUACAAGACGGUGGUCGAGAUGGAAAACCAUUUGAGUUCGUACGACCACCACCACACCAAAAGGCUUAGGGAGUUGCAGCAGCGGAAACGACGCGUAGGAUCAGAGGAAGAACAAAUUUCAAAGCGCAGAAAGGAACAGCAGCAGGAAGCGAUGAUGUUGCAGAGGAGGAUAACACAAGCUGCCCAAUCCAAGGCGACGAACGAGACUGCAGUUGUUGCAGAAAGUGACAUUGGUGGAAAGGAGAAAUCUACAGAGACGACAAAAGUCGGCUUCAGUUUUGGUGGGGGAAUGAAAGUGGGCUCGAAGAAACCACCAAGGAAGAAGCUUGCUAUUUCCUCGGCUUUUUCAACCCCGUUUUCAUAGUAAAACGUUUUAACUCGGGAGGAUUCAAAAGUCCUGGCAAGACUAGUGAUCUUUCCUACGGUUUGUUAUCCUGUGUGUCCGAUCACAAUGGUGGACAUUGCCUCUGAUACCGGUUAAUGAUGAUGCCCAGAUCCGGUGACGCUGAUGCGAUCAAGCCUUAUAACUACCACUCUAAAGACUACAGCGAGGCUACUCAUCGAUCUUGAGAAAUCGCGGAUCCAUGUUUGAAGAAACUCGGCCGAAAUGUGCAUAACCACGAUGGCGCUUAGGUUGCUGUGUUGCAGUGUCGUUAUCGGUGGAGAUGCCAAACAUACCUUCAUGUGGCUGUGUUACGUUUGUUUCAGUUUGUGUUAUAUCAGCCACAACACCCGCCGGCAUGCUGUGUCGCGUUUUGAGCUGGCGCUGACGUCUGCUUGCCUUGGCCGAGUCUCUUGCCUGGUCAUUGUAUGCGUGAUUUCGCUUCCACAGCAGAUCAGCAAGAGGUGACGACCGCCCCGAGCUCCGACGCUUAGAAAGACUAGCGUGACGACGCUCAUAGUGAGGACUUCGCAACAGCCGCUUGCUUUCGGUGGGGAUAACAGACUUGUGGACUGACGUAACAUGCACCCGUUGAGAAGCAUUAUCCGGUGUUCGAUCUCCUGCGGUAGUAUUAUCGUCAACGCGACUGGGAUAGGGGGUUCUUGAUUCAUAUUCGAGACUUGCUGAUACCACGGGAGGGGCGCUGGGUUUUAACGAUUCGGCUGGAAAUACUUUAGAAUGAAGCUCUACGUGAUCGAACGAUUCUGCCGCAGUUUCACUCUUCAUCUUGACUGUUUCGAUACUAUCGGGUGUGUACUUCACGUUAGCCGAUAAGGAUCGAAUAUAUCCUAGCACUUCACAGUCCCUGUCAUGAUAGCAAUGUUGACUCUUCACUUCUUUCAUAUCCUGCUGUAAUUUACCA